AUUGGCACAACGGUAACGGCCGUUAGCGUUACUACGAACGACGAAUGCCCAACUUGCACGCGGCCCAACACCGAGUGAUUAAAUAUUCACCUCUCUACUCUCUAUCGCUUUCUCUUUUCCCGCAGCAUGGAAUACAAAAACGAAGGCCACAGUGGCGUGAACCAGCUCGGGGGUAUCUUCGUGGGCGGCCGCCCGUUACCCGAUUCCACGCGCCAGCGGAUCGUGGAGCUGGCGCACGCGGGCGCCCGACCAUGUGACAUAUCGCGCAUCCUGCAAGUCUCCAAUGGCUGUGUCAGCAAAAUCCUGGGACGAUACUAUGAAACCGGCAGCAUCAGGCCCCGCGCCAUCGGUGGAUCGAAGCCGCGCGUGGCCACGCCCGAGGUUGUGAACAAAAUUUCCCAGUUCAAAAACAAUUGCCCCAACAUUUUCGCCUGGGAAAUUCGGGACAAGCUACUGAACGAGCGUAUCUGCACACCGGAGAACAUACCGAGCGUUUCCUCAAUCAACCGAGUCCUGCGCAACCUGACCGCCCAGAAGGAGUUUAGCAAAAAGCCGCACACACAGGACGCGCUCAGCGACGGGCAGGUGGUGAACUAUCUGCCCGCCGGCAAGUCGCUCAACGAUGCCCAGUUCAUCCACUACAAGUACGGCGAGGGCUGCCGGGCGGUGCAGACCGGUGCGGAGUCGGUGCUGCGCAUCAACGACGCGUACCGGUUGGCGGUCGGGCCGGCCGGCGACCCGGAAGCGAAAGCGUUCGCGGACCAUGACAACACCAAGGGUAACCAGUUCAUGAAGCACUGCUUCACCAACCUGGACGCUGCCUCCGCCGCUGCUGCCGCCGCCGCCGCCGCCGCCGCUUCUUCGGCGGCACCGAAGCAAACCUUCGUCGACAGCGACACGGAGCGGCUGAGCCUGAAGCGGAAGCUGCAACGCAACCGGACCUCGUUCACCGUCGACCAGAUCGAGUUCCUCGAGAAGGAGUUCGAGCGGACACACUACCCGGACGUGUUUUCACGCGAGCGGCUCUCUUCCAAAACCAACCUCCCAGAGGCCCGGAUACAGGUGUGGUUCUCCAACCGGCGAGCCAAGUGGCGGCGCGAGGAAAAGCAGCGAUCGCAGGCCGUGUCGGAGGGCUCCUCGUCGGCAGCGGCAGCGGCCGCAGCCGCAGCGGCGGCCGCGGCCGCGGCGGCUGCCGUGCAGAAUGCGUCCAUCUCGUCCUGCUCGCUCAACCUGACUGCGCCGCUCGUGACGCACGUGUACGACUCGAACAUGUGCGUCGAGGACUCGAACAGUAACUACCUGAGCAAAACGUACCCGCUGGAGACGUCGUUUCAGAGCCUGGAAGCGCUCAAGUCGGCGGCCCCACCCGCCGGCGGCAACCACCAGGCGGUGGUGGUGCAGCAGCAGCAACACUCGCCCGCCGCCAUGUCCUUCAAGCUGGCGUUUCCCAACGCACCGAACCAACCGACCAACGGGGACGUCAGUGGUGGCGCUGGUGGUGGUAGCGCCGCUGGCGGCGAUGGUGGAGCUGGCAGUGGCGGCGGUGGCGGCGGCGGCGGCGGUGCCCCCGUCAGUUCCGCUCCCACGCUCGACGCGUCCACCUGCUCGAACCUGAUGGGCACCGUAUCACUAAGCAAUAGCAGUAGCUUCUCACACGUACCUACCUCGGAUGAUAAGUCGUUGUACAAUCACUUUGCCUACUCGGCCGCCGCCGCCGCCAACAUGCACCACAGCUACUCGGCCGCGGCCGUCGCCGCCGUCGAUCCGUCCUACAACGGGAUGUACUUGAAGAACCAGCUGUACAACCUGCCGCCCAACGCCGGUGUCCUCAGCUUCCAGUCGACGCUCGAGUGGAACAAAAGUUAAUGGCAGGGAGCCGCCUUCGAGCCGGCUCAAUCACUACCGAUCAUCGGCGACAAGUACUAAGUAUCUCUCGGACCGCCGGACCGCCCCUUCCGGGCGGUCGCCAUUUUUGCCUUUCAUUUGUUUUUAAAUGUUUUCCGUUGCCCGUCGUCGCAGUCGCAGCGCAACGCUGCGUGCGCAAAUGAACGCUCAUACCUCCGCGGACCUUUCUGCGCGGGGCGCCUUCCGAGGCGCCCGAGUUGUGUGAUUAGGUGUGUGAGAGAGAGAGAGAGAGAGAGAGAAAGAGAGAGGGAGACA
Molecule: messenger RNA, 2160 nt
Organism: Anopheles bellator
Lineage: Eukaryota; Metazoa; Arthropoda; Insecta; Diptera; Culicidae
Product: paired box protein 6 homolog
Exons: 5
Coding region: 127-1866 (579 amino acids)
Biological process (GO): anatomical structure development; regulation of transcription by RNA polymerase II
Molecular function (GO): DNA-binding transcription factor activity, RNA polymerase II-specific; RNA polymerase II cis-regulatory region sequence-specific DNA binding
Source: RefSeq, a predicted model, not a curated record